AUGCCACAAACUAUAAGGUCUAUACUCGGCAAGCCUGGUCGAAUUGCCAAACCUCUAAAGACAUCGCCGCCCUCUCGUAACCGUUCUGACUCAACUCCGCGAAGACCGACCUCCAAGUCCAAGCAUCAAGACAAUGAUCUGUUCCAUGAUAAACUCAACGACAUUGGCCUAACCAAGGUUUUGGAGGAAGAACUUACCUUACGAGAUGUCGUCCAAGCGAUGCGAUACAUCCGUGCUCGGAUGUUCAGUCCCGUGCCUCAAACAGGUUUCAACUCAACACGAACUGCUGACAUUCUUAACUACCGCGCGACUACGGCACCUCUCGUUACCGUAGGCCAUCUCAAUGCCAUUCUCAGUUCACCAGGAAAAGUUGAACGGGAACUUGCAGAAUUAGCGAUAAAUGGCAUAGUGCGCAGAGUGAGAGUUGAGAGACGUGGAGGAGGAGGUGAAGCCUUGAUAGAGAUGACGGACUACAAUGAGAUGCUAGGAAAAGCAUCACUGCAUGAAGAGACGAGGAAAUCAUUCAGGGCCUUUCUGAAAGAGAACCCAACUACGCAGAUACUGUAUAAGGGUGCACUGGAAAACACACAGGCCGACGAGCUUGUUCGUGCAGGCUUUCUCACAAGCUCAACACCGUCAACGCCAGAAAGUACUCUCGAUAUUCGGCCAGAGAACAGAACGACGCUGACGUCAAUUCACCAUGUCUCACGCUUUGCAUCAGGCACAGCCUCUGCUGUUGGCGGCCAAAAUGCUAUUCAUCUUGCUGGGGGCGGUGGAGGCGCUCCAACACUUACACGCUCAGCCUCAACACCAUCUGGCCUCAGAAUAUCAGUCCCAGGUCAUGGCCGACAUCUGAAGCUGGCGACCGCUACCGUGGACUGGGUUCGAGAUUCCCUACGGCGAACACGUUGGGGAGAAGGGCCAGAGAGCUGGUUAAAGGAGCGCUUUGAAGGCGGUGGGCUCUAUGGACCGCGGUGGAAGGAUUUCUGGGGAGUUGAAUGGUCCUGGGUCUUAGGAGAAGCCAUAGGGCUGGGCGUUGUGGAAGUUUUUGAGACGGGAAGCGUAGGAAGAGGAGUGAGAGCAUUGGGAGGUUGA
This is a messenger RNA of Fusarium mangiferae, 1095 nucleotides long. RefSeq lists its product as uncharacterized. The record is from RefSeq and is a predicted model, not a curated record. Lineage: Eukaryota; Fungi; Ascomycota; Sordariomycetes; Hypocreales; Nectriaceae. The transcript has a single exon. Gene Ontology annotation, molecular function: protein serine/threonine kinase activity. The coding region runs from base 1 to 1095 and encodes 364 amino acids. Gene Ontology annotation, biological process: positive regulation of Ras protein signal transduction; protein phosphorylation.